Messenger RNA from Myxocyprinus asiaticus (Chinese sucker), 4160 nucleotides. RefSeq names its product stromelysin-3-like. Gene Ontology annotation, biological process: extracellular matrix organization; proteolysis; collagen catabolic process. Lineage: Eukaryota; Metazoa; Chordata; Actinopteri; Cypriniformes; Catostomidae. Gene Ontology annotation, cellular component: extracellular matrix. Gene Ontology annotation, molecular function: metalloendopeptidase activity; zinc ion binding. The record is from RefSeq and is a predicted model, not a curated record. The coding region runs from base 149 to 1612 and encodes 487 amino acids. The transcript has 8 exons.
GAGGAAAGGAAAGAAAGAAAUCAUUGCAUUUAAAUCACUGUAAGUUUUCACGCUGCAGACGUCCACACGCAUCGCGCGAGCAAUUUGCACCGCUACUUUCUCUUUCACGCGCUUCCACCUUCCGUGCAGCGCUCGAGGAUACAGGAGGAUGAUGCGGGUCUCCGGGAUUCUGUCAGGCGCUUUCCUUCUGCAUGUUCUCCUGACCGUGAGAUGUGUGCCUUUGCACGGAACACGAGGGCUGAGCAAGCGCAAAGAGCCGACGGGUUGGCCCCAGAAUCCUCAUCCCCACUAUGAGAAGAGAAAAGGCAGAGUCCCUCACCCUCAGGACACAUUCAAACCUCAAGCAUGGCCAAAGGGAGAACCACAGCUCUCCACCCAACUCAGGAACAGCUUCGGGGGUGCAGGUCCACUUCGCUGUGGGGUCCCAGACUACCCAGGUCAGAGAGAAAUUCAUCUCAGCAGACACCACCGGCAAAAACGCUUUGUGAUUUCUGGAGGACGCUGGCCAAAAACCGACCUCACUUACAAAAUCCAGCGGUUCCCAUGGCAGAUGAGUGAGGAUAAAGUCCGGCGGGUUCUACAGGAAGCUCUCAAGGUCUGGAGUGAUGUCACACAACUCACCUUUACUGAGGUCAAUAACCAAGAGGCCGACAUAGUCAUCGAUUUCACAAGGUACUGGCAUGGUGAUAAUUUGCCCUUUGAUGGCCCUGGUGGGAUCCUGGCUCAUGCUUUUUUCCCAAGGACUCAUCGGGAGGGAGACAUCCAUUUUGACUAUGAUGAGUCCUGGACAGUAGGAAAUGAACUUGGAACAGACCUUCUUCAGGUAGCAGCCCAUGAGUUUGGUCAUGUUCUGGGUCUACAGCACUCUCUGGAGCCUGGAGCCAUUAUGUCCCCAUUUUACAGCUUCUCCUAUCCUCUCCAGCUCAGUGAGGAUGACAAGAAAGGCAUUCAAUACCUCUAUGGUUCCCGGCCACAAGCCUCACCCCACAUCCCUACAGAAACCAAUGAGAUUAUCAGCAGUGCACCUGAUGCUUGUCACACAGACUUUGAUGCUGUGUCUAUAAUCCGUGGGGAAUUGUUCUUCUUCAAGGCCAGCUAUGCCUGGCGCAUCAGGGAGGGCCGCUUGCAGGCGGGAUACCCUGCCCUGGCCUCCCGACACUGGAGGGGCAUUCCAGAGAACGUAGACGCCGCCUAUGAAGACAAAAUGGGCAAUAUCUGGUUCUUUGAAGGUUCCAAGUACUGGGUGUUUGAUGCAGAGCACAAGAUAAAUGGACCAGACUCUCUGCAGACUCUAGGUCUUCCUAUCACACACAUUCAGGCAUCACUGCGCUUAAAGGAGCACCACGGCCACCAAACAUACUUCUUCAAGUCAGGAAGAUACUGGCGUUUAGAUUCCCAAGAGAAUAGAGUGGACACUACCGUCUCACGCAGCAUGCAGCAGGACUGGUGGGGUAUUCCUGAAGAGAUUGAUGCUGCCUUCCAGGAUGCCAAUGGUUAUGCUGUCUUUAUCAGCCGCCGACAGUACUGGAAGUUUGACCCAGUUCAGCGCAAGGUUCUGGAAGGUUACCCGCGCUAUGUUGGAGCAGACUUCUUUGGAUGUAGCAUGCCAUAAACUCUCAGGAAACUUAAUUGUCUCUUGCACCAUGCUGCCAUCCUCUCUGGUCUGAAGCAUUCAGUGUAAAUUUCUCUAACUGAUCGUUGGGUUGAUCAGCUGGCCUUAUACAAACUUGCAUGAACAUCUACUUUUUUUAUUCAUGAUGAUUGAUGACCCACUGUAUGAUGUAACAUACACUGUGAAAAUGUUUAAUCAUGCUAAAUUAAUCAGAAAAUUAGGUUACACCAAUGAAAAUAAUUUUUAUGGUUUGUAGGUGACUACUUUUUUCAUUGUAAGUUCUUGCUCCCAAGGCAUUUAUAAUCCUUCUAUCUUAAAAAUGUCUGAUUAAUCAAUUUUCUUCUCAGGAAAUCUUGCACAUCUGAGCUUUAUGAACCAAGAGCAGCUAUGUCUGUAUUUUUUAUUAUCAAACUUCCACCAUGUCAAGAGACAUCAAUACUCUGUUAAGUUGAAAAAAGGGUGCUAAAACUUUUGUAAUCAGGGAUUUUUGCAUUAGUUGCAAUGUCCGAAACUUAUAUUCGUAGCUUUUACAUUUCUCUGCAAGUUGUACUGUAAUUUAAAUACAGGCGUAAAUCAGUUGAUUGUAGCAUGUUAGUUGCAUCUGAUGCCCUUUCUCCCAUUUAUUUACUGUAUAGUUUGUAUUGAUUAGUAACACUAAGAAAAACUUAUUUAGAAAUCUCUCACAUCCAAUAGGGGAGAGAUGUUUUGUGUUUGGAUAUGUUCUUUUAGGAACACAAAUUUUUGACACUUGACACAACUUGUUUAUGAUGUUGAUUCACACUGUAUGUUUGACUAAUGUACACUCAAAAAAUAUUUUAGCCAAUUUUUAAAAUUUGCAUAUUUCAAUUUCAUAAUAAAUCUCCAUCAACUGAAUUUUGUAAUAUUUUACAAAAUUAAAUUAAUAAAACUUAAAAUAUAUAUUUUUUAAUUUUAUUUUAUUAAAAGAAUAUUCUGGGUUCAAUACAAUUAAGCUCAAUCAACAGCAUUUGUGGCAUAAAGUUGAUUACCACAAAAAUAGAUUGAGACUAGUACCUCCUUUUCUUUAAAAAAAAAGCACAAAUCUGGGAUCUAGUGAGGCAAUGGAAGUAAAUGGGGCCAAUAAGUCAACUUUUAAAUACUUAUUGUUUCAAAAGUUCUGUUCCAUGCACGUUUAGAGAGAAUCGUUGUACACACACACACACACACAAAAAGCCUAGUCGUUGUUCUGGCGGCCAUACGUAUCAUCAGUUAUUUCAGGUGGGCAUACGCAAAAUCCUAAGAAAGAUAGGUGGGCAUACGGUGUAUGCCUGCGUAUGCCCUAGGCUACACUACUGCUAUAAACCCUCCAUAAAUUGACCCCAUUCACUUCCAUUGUAAAUGCCUCACUGUAACCUUGAUCUUUGCUUUUUAUUUUUUACGAAAAGGAGGGAUGAGUCAAAAUAAUUUUUUGUGGUAAUCAACAUUAUGUCACAAAUGCUGUCGAUUGAGCUGAACUUACAUUAAAUCUCGAAUAUUCCUUUAAAUAUUACUCAAUUAAAUUUUGUUAUACAUUUUUUUUGAGUGUACAAACAGAAAAACUGUCACUUCUCAGUGCAGGACACUGAUAAUAUUUUAACCCUAAUUUAACUCUCUUUCAUUCUCAGUUUUAUGGUGCUUUAUUAACACAACACAUUUUUUUCGAUUUGUAUUGCCAAAGUAUUUUCAGCAUAAUAGAUAUAUUAAAAAUGUAAAUUAAUAACAUAUAAAUUAUAUGGAAGCCCUGAACUGCAAGGUGAAAUAAUUAUUUUCACAAGGUGAAAUUUUUUUUUAGGUGCCUUAAUGCCUUUCUGAGCCUAUGUCCUACUUUUUUUCCUCAGGCAAAAUUAUUGUUAUUAUUAUUAUUAUUAUUAUUAUUAUUAUUAUUAUUAUGUAUUUCUUUCACUGAAUUACAAAUCUCAAAUAUUUCAAAAAGAGAAAUAAAAAGUUUUACUGAAAAAUCAGGGAAAGAGAGAAAAAAAAAUUUGAAAAGAAAAUCAAAGAAAGAAAAUUUUGCCUGAGGAAAAAAAAAAUGUAGGACAUAGGCUCAGGAAGGCACUAAGACACCUAAAAAAAUUAUUUUUAUAUAGUGAUUUUUUUUUUCUCUUUAUCUUGUGGUUCAGGGCUUCCGUAAAAUUAAGAGGAUAAAAAAAGAAGAAAAGAAAAAUACACAGUGUAAUUAGUGUAAUUGAAAUAAAGAUAAAAGGAAUGACAUUAAGUUAUAAAAAUAAAACUACAAAUAAAUGGUAGAUAUAAUAGAAAAUAAUAGAAGAGCAAUUGUCAAAAUUGGACACAAGUUAAGUGAUGAAGACACAGACUCAAGUCAGAUCUUUCUCUCUCUCACACCACAUUUUUUAAUAAAUCAUAUGCAAUCAUUUCAAUUGAUAGACUUUGACUAUCUUUUUCUCACAACUUACAUGUUUAUUAGUCGCUAUAGUUAAAAAAAAGUUUUUUAUGCUACUUCAGUUUCUUCUGCUUUACAUAUUUACUGUGUAAAUACUUUUUCAUGAAAUGUGCGCUGUAUUUUGCUACAAUUAAAAUACUUUCAGACACA